CUAUCUUACCUUAAUCUUUCAUUUCCAUCCGUAUUGUAUUCCUAAAUAAUAAUUGUAAAAUAAUAGUCACGUUUUAGAAAAAUAUUGUAGCAAAGCAGAAAGGGGUUCUUUCUCGAUUCGUCCUUAGAUUCGUUCUUAGAGAAGCGGAAAAUCUCGUGCGAAUAUCACGUGCCGUUGGUAUGAAUGUAGCAGUCAGCAUAGAUUCGGAAAUUUGUCAAAAUGCCAUCGAGAUGUCUUUUAUGGUCACGGCCAAUUCGCGGAGCGUUUCUCGAAAAAGAUUGGACUUUUUCCAACAUUCCGUGCUGAUUAAACGCGCUUACGUCGGAUGACGUUGUCACUCAAUGCUUUUCUUUUUUUUUUACCGCUUUAUUCUUUUCGGUUCUAUUAUAAGUAUUGAAGUAUGCAGAGGCAAACGAAAACUCGAAGAAAAGAAUCUUUACUCGAAGAAGAAAAUUAUCUAUCGUGUACUACACACACACUUUUUCUAGUAACUGUUCGUUCAUUCAAUCAAAAUCAUUAUUUGGAUAGGCAUAGUUUCAUGUAGGAUUCUAUUAUUUAUAAGAUAGAAUGUGUUACGUUCAUUGAAGCCGUUGAUAGAUUUUAUGCUCAGAAGCCUCCUAAGGAAACGUACCUAACGUAGCGUUUUCGCGACUGUUACUCGUCAUUUUCCUUCGCUCAUUUCGCGACCGUUCAGUCAAAUGUUCUAAUCGACUAUAUGAAAAGAUAUUAUUCUCGUUGGUUUUGCGCCGCGCAUACUGAUAGAAAAUCGAGUUAAGAAUAGACGUAUUCGGGAACGUUAAUUCAAGUGGAAUCUUUGGGAGCAAAGGUAGCCAUGUUCGACCAGUAUGCAAACAAGCACAAAGACGCGCAGAGUAAAAAUCCAUUUACAGCCGGCUUGAAUAUCGACAAACCUAAAUUCUCCAAAGACGAAUACGGAAGGCCAACUGCGGGAUCUCUUUCGGAUAUACGCGGUCGCAAAGCUAACGCACAUAUUCUUCGAGAAAUUUUGGAAUUAUGCGAUGUCAUUCAUCAAAAUGGUACGCCAUGUCGCGAUCAACCGGACGUCAUCGGCAUCACGUUUGGCGAUCUCUUCAACAUUUACACUAACAUCAGCGACAAAUGCGUUGGUCUUCUUUUAAGAGCCAGAAAACAGGGUCUCAUUGAAUUUCAGGGGGAAUGUCUAUUCCAGAGAAGGGACGACGACGUGCCAAUAUUCCUGGUGAAGCCCAUUGGCGAAAUACGAGAGGACUUUAAAAGACGGAUUCAAGAGAUCGCUAAAGAAAUACCGAUCAGUUAAUGUUUACCGAAUUUCUACGCGAUGCUUUCAUCGAUGGAUGCCUCCUCUGUUGGUGCUUUUCCUGUCAGAGAAUCCGAUACAUUCGUUCGUGCCGUUUUACGGCGUGAUUCACACUAUAAUGUAUUUAUUGUAUUUGUCAAAUUAUUCGCGACAUGCCAAUGGAAAAUAUUAAUGAUCGUUAUGAGAGACGUGCUGCUGCGUGAGUGCGAUUCGAUGUAAAUAUCUCGCGAAAAAAUCGAUUCUGUUAAUGUGAUAUUACGCCUAAAUAGAUUAUUAGAUAUAAAUGAAUUUUUAC
Messenger RNA from Polistes canadensis, 1592 nucleotides. Its product is annotated as actin-binding Rho-activating protein-like. The coding region runs from base 833 to 1297 and encodes 154 amino acids. Gene Ontology annotation, biological process: positive regulation of Rho protein signal transduction. The record is from RefSeq and is a predicted model, not a curated record. NCBI's taxonomy places the organism in Eukaryota, Metazoa, Arthropoda, Insecta, Hymenoptera, Vespidae. Gene Ontology annotation, molecular function: actin binding. The transcript has 4 exons.